UGCAGCCCAAGAAAUCUUGCAAGUUGCAAUUUUCAAAGUAUGGUGAUGCUUAUCGUGAAUCGUAUACUUCUUUUGUGCGUCAUUCAGUGGAGUCAAGCUGACGCAGAAAUUGUACUGGUGGAAGAAAUCAAAAAUGGUGACCAUGUCAAGAGCAAUUUUGAUGAGGGGUUUCCAGAUACUUCAGAAUCUGCAGCUGACUUAGAAAUUGUACUGGUGGAAGAAUUCAAAAAUGGUGACCACGUCAAGAGCAAUAUAGAUGAGGGGUUUCCAGAUACUUCAGAAUCUGCAGCUGACUUAGAAAUUGUACUGGUGGAAGAAUUCAAAAAUGGUGACCACGUCAAGAGCAAUAUAGAUGAGGGGUUUCCAGAUACUUCAGAAUCUGCAGGUGACGUAGAAAUUGUAUUGGUGGAAGAAAACAAAAAUGGUGACCACGUCAAGAGCAAUAUUGAUGAGGGGUUUCCAGAUACUUCAGAGUCUGCAGCUGACGUAGAAAUUGUAUUGGUGGAAGAAACAAAUGGUGCCCACGUCAAGAGCAAUAUUGAUGAGGGGUUUCUAUAUACUUCAGAGUCUGCAGCUGGCAUAGAAAUUGUACUAGUGGAAGAAACAAAUGGUGCCCACGUCAAGAACAAUAUUGGUAAGGGGUUUCCAGAUACUGUAGAGUCCGCAGGUGACGUAGAAAUUGUGCUAGUAGAAGAAAUAAAUGGUGCCCACGUCAAGAACAAUAUGGAUGUGGGGUUGCCUGAGACUUUGGAGUUCAAUCUGAACCGUGGCACCAGUUCUGACAUCAAAUUACUGCUACAAGAAAUCAAACAAUUAAACUCAAAUGCUUACAUGACAUUGGUAGAGGUAGAGGGAGGGACACAUCAGCCCUUCAAAGUUUACUUAAAACCUGUAGCGGGUUCUAAACAGUACAGAGGCGAGAAAACAGGAGCUCUUGUUCAAGUGUCUUGCGAAACCCAAUCUGAUGGUCCUUGUCAUAGAAUGAUAGAGGGAAUUGUAGAAAUUGAAGGAUUCGUCUAUGAAAUAAGGCCGUCACUAGUCCCGUCGUUGCACAGCGGCCUAGACUCACAUCUCCAGGUCCCACACGAAAUCAAAAGGUUUAUUCCAUCAACGUUAGAGGCGAAUAAGUCGGACAACAUUAUGCGAGGGCAAUUUGGAACUUCCUUUGUACGGAUACCAGAUGAAUACAGACGUGAUGCUUCAGAAGAGGACAACGUAUCGGAACCGGAAAUUGUACUGCUGGAAGAUAUAAAUGGUGACCAUGACAAGAGGAAUCUAAAUAUGGGGUUACCAGAGACUUUGGAGUUCAAUCUGAAGCGAGGUACAAGUCCUGACAUGAAAAUACAGCUGCAAGAAAACAGGCAUUUGAACCCAAAUGCACCAGUUUACACUACAGAUGUAGAGGGAGGGAAGCAUCAGCCCUUCAAACUUAACGUAAAACCCAUAGUGGGUUUUAAGUACUACAUGGACAAGAAAACAGGAGCUGCUGUUCAAGUGUCAUGCAAAACCCAAGCCGAUGGUCCGUGUCGUAGAAUGAUUGAAGGAAUUGUAGAUAUUGAAGGAUUUGGUUAUGAAAUAAGUCCAUCAACAGCCCUGUUUUUGCGUCGCAGUACAGACACAAAUAUCCACGUCCCACACGAAAUUAAAAGGUUUGUCCCACCGAAGCAUCUAGUUAUGUCAGAGCCGGAAGAGCCGGGUAAUAUUGUACACGGACAAUUUGGAACUUCCCAUGUUCGAACACCAGAUGAAGACAGACGAAGUGCUUCAGAAGAGGAAAAUACGUCGGAACCAGAUGAGCUUCGCAAAAGAAGAAUGGAAUACUUCGGAUUUUUUCCACCGCGACCGAAAGUUGUAACAGGACAUCUUAAACAAGAGUUAGACACAGAAUUGGGUGAAAACGAAGUAAAUAAAGACAAUGAAACAGAGACUGUAUUUACACAGAAAAGUCGACCAAAGAGGCAGACAGAAGAAACAUAUACUAUAGAAAUAAUUCUAUUAAUUGACCCAGAUUGUUGGAAAAAAUACUUUGAUUCUACCACUGCCAGCAAUGGAAUGACUCAGGAUGAGGCUACAAUGUAUCGUCUGCGACAACGUUGGGCUCUUAUCAUGAAUGGCGUUAGUUUAAGAUACGCUAGCAUUGAUGACCCCGAACUCACUAUACAUAUAACCAUAUCAGGCUUCGUGUUUAACAAGGUUAUAGAUAGCAGUAUUCCCCUCCCACCAUCGGAGAAUAAACCUGUCAUAAAUGGAACCACGUAUGGUGAUGCCAGUGUAUACUUACGCGCGAUGAUUGAUUGGGGCAUGGCGCAUAGUGAUUUACCAUCAAAUGAUCAUCUUAUGGGCCUGACAAGCCUUGACUUGUACGCUGGGAGUCCGUCACAAUCCUCUAUCGUUGGGUAUGCCUUUUCUAAUGCCUUGUGUUCACAUUACCGAGUUUCUGUGGUAGAAGAUGGAUGGGACUUUUACCUCAUAACAAUAAUUGCUGCGCAUGAACUCGGUCACAGCUCAGGUGCUGCUCACGACGGAUAUGGCAAAGCAGCUAAUUGCUCUGCCAACCGCAAGUUUACUAUGAGUACCUAUCUGGUAUUAAACCCGAACUCUCCGUAUACUGUCGAUCCAUGGAGAUUUUCAGUGUGUUCUAUACAAUCAUUCAAGGAAAUUCUUGCCAGACUCAAACCGUAUUUAAGGGACAGUGCACAUUUCUACGACAAGGCAGAAUAUGACACGUUUAAUGCGUUAACACCUGGGCAAACAUUCUCACCUGACGAUCAAUGUAAGCUAAUCAUGGGAGAAACCUCCUACAGUUGUAACUCUGAGGAGGAUGAGAGUAUAUGCCGUCCAAUGAAAUGUCGUAAAAAUCGCAGCUGUUACCUUUUUGUAGCAGCAAGCGGAACACCAUGUGGUGUAAAGAGCCUUGGUAAAUGGUGUUUUGAAGGUCGAUGCGUUGUAAAUCCUGCAGCAACAACAACAACAACAACAACUCAGGCACCUACGACAACAACAACAACUCAGGCACCGACGACAACAACUCAGGCACCGAAGCCAACAACAACAACAACUCAGGCACCGAAGACAACAACAACAACUCAGGCACCGAAGACAACAACAACUCAGGCACCGGCGACAACAACCCAGAAACAAUUAUCAGAAUCCUGUGUAAAUAUUGGAUGGAAGCGUUGGUCUUGUGGAAUGAUCUCUAAGUAUUUCAAGGCUAUCUUUGGCUUCUUACCGAGUUACUGGUGUCAAGAUCCGCACUGGGACCAUGCGUGCUGUGCUUUAUGUGCCGCUCACGCAAACUUUAAUAAGGGCGGCACCACAACAAAUGAACCUCCGACGACGACGCCGGAAUGUGUAGACAAAGGGUACAAAACGUGGAAAUGCAGCACUGUGUCCGCGUAUUUCAAGAAACGCUACAAUCUGAUGCCCCAGCGGUGGUGUUUGGAUCCAUACUGGAAUGAAAAUUGUUGUGUACUGUGUGCAAGCCACGGAGUGUAAAAUGGUACUGGAGAUGACUUCAGAUCGGACCCAUUAUACUUGAAUGGGCUAUUGAACUCGGAAUGUAAAUUGUCACGAAACUGUAUUUUUACGUUGUUUGAUAUCAUUAUAAUGUGGAUGGUACAAGAAUAAUUAUUGUCAAAUGCAACAACAAAUUAAUUUAAAGUUCAAAUAGCAAACGGGAUCGCUGGGACUUCGUACAAAACGACAUUGUUACCACAUCCGUACUUGGGAAAACUGAAACAUGUAUCAUUAGAACAUUGAGAAAAAAAAUCAAUAUGAAACUAUAUGUAACUGUCUUUUGCAAAUAUGAAAAUAUAUGUAACUAUGUUUUGCGAAUAUGUAAAUAUAUGUAACUAUGUUUUGUAAUUCUAUGAAGGAAUGCCGAAACAAUUACUAUUCAACUGAUGAUACGACUUGUAUUAUCAUUUGAGCCACACCAAGAGAAAACCAACAUAGUGCAUUUGCGACCAGCAUGAAUCCAGACCAGCACCCUGCGCAUCCGCGCAGUCUGGACAGGAUCCAUGCUGUUCCCUUACAGUUUCUAUAAUUGCAAUAGGCUUUUAAAGCGAACGGCAUGGAUGACCAGACUGUGCGGAUGCGCAAGCUGGUCUGGAUCCAUGCUGGUCGCAAACGCAUUAUGUUGGUUUUCUCAUGGUACGGCUCAUUUCGGCUUUAAACCUGUUUACAUUUAUACGAUCCUAUAGCUAGUGUUGCAAUUGGUUCAAAAAUAAUAACAAAGGAGUUGUAACAGUCACUUAUGUUGUUCACGAUUUUGUUGUAGUAUCCAAAUUAUCUAGAAAAUUGACAUUAAACACAGAUGAAAUG
Messenger RNA from Mercenaria mercenaria, 4323 nucleotides. RefSeq lists its product as uncharacterized. The transcript is spliced from 24 exons. Gene Ontology annotation, biological process: proteolysis. Gene Ontology annotation, molecular function: metalloendopeptidase activity. NCBI's taxonomy places the organism in Eukaryota, Metazoa, Mollusca, Bivalvia, Venerida, Veneridae. The coding region runs from base 40 to 3495 and encodes 1151 amino acids. The record is from RefSeq and is a predicted model, not a curated record.